Messenger RNA from Exophiala aquamarina CBS 119918, 2130 nucleotides. RefSeq names its product ATP-binding cassette, subfamily D (ALD), member 2. Gene Ontology annotation, molecular function: ATP binding; long-chain fatty acid transmembrane transporter activity; ABC-type transporter activity. Gene Ontology annotation, biological process: very long-chain fatty acid catabolic process; fatty acid beta-oxidation; peroxisome organization. The record is from RefSeq and is a predicted model, not a curated record. The transcript has a single exon. NCBI's taxonomy places the organism in Eukaryota, Fungi, Ascomycota, Eurotiomycetes, Chaetothyriales, Herpotrichiellaceae. The coding region runs from base 1 to 2130 and encodes 709 amino acids. Gene Ontology annotation, cellular component: peroxisomal membrane.
AUGGCGGUGCAAUCCAAGCUACUACCCCCGGCACGGACGGUUAGGCAAUUGAUCUUUGAGAUGACCUCUCUCUACCUAAAACAUCGAACAAAGAUUUCGCGAACCGUCUACAUAACCUUGGUCAUCGCGCUCAUUCACCGAGUCUAUAAUGCCAUCUCCGAACAGAAGGCCGCGCUUCGAAGGCAAGCCGAAUUGCGAGCCCACCAAACCGCAACUAUUGGAGAUGCGGACGCCGCGAAUACAGAGCACAAGAAGAAGAGGGUGGAGAUAAACAGAGAAUUCUUCCGCAGCCUUCUGCGCCUACUCAAGAUUGUGAUCCCGGGUCUUCGGAGUAAGGAACUACGUCUCCUGAUCAGCCACAGCGUGUUCCUGGUUCUGCGAACACUCCUCUCAUUAUAUGUUGCUGAGCUGGAUGGCAAAGUCGUCUCUGCCUUGGUCAAAGGCCGCGGUCGGGAUUUUAUAUUGGGCCUUGUAUGGUGGAUGUUGGUUGCAGUGCCUGCGACGUUUACCAAUUCGAUGUUACAGUACCACCAGACGAAACUCGCUCUCUGUUAUCGCACCCGCCUGACCAACCAUGUUCAUGAGAAGUACCUGGACAACAUGACCUUCUAUACACUCUCGGCACUGGAUGACCGGAUAAAGAAUGCAGAUCAGCUCAUUACUGUGGACGUCUCACGAUUCAGCAAUUCACUGGCAGAAUUGUACUCGAACCUUGCAAAACCAAUACUCGACAUGGUAAUCUACAAUUACUCCCUAUCCAAGUCUGUCGGCGGAGAAGGCCUGUUUGCAAUGGCAUUGCUUGUUCAGGUUUCUGCAAACGUGAUGCGAGCUCUUACACCUCCCUUUGGAAAAUAUGUUGCCGAUGAAGCCAGAUUAGAAGGAGAAUUCAGGUUCCAGCACACCAGACUUAUCGACUAUAGCGAAGAGAUUGCGCUUUACGCGGGACACGAAGCUGAGAAGGAUGGGUUGGACAAAGGCUACUUUACCCUGAUCAAGCACGUCAAUCGCAUUCUUCGGAGGAGGUUUUACCAUGGGUUUAUGGAGGAUUUCGUUAUCAAAUAUUUCUGGGGCGCUCUUGGCCUGCUCUUAUGCUCACUUCCAGUAUUCUUCAAGAUUCCUGGCCAAUCGUUGCAAAACACCGGUGAUCACACUGAAAGCUUUGUCACAAACAGAAGAAUGCUGCUUAGCAGUUCAGAUGCCUUUGGACGCCUGAUGUUCUCUUAUAAGGAGAUCACGGAGCUAGCGGGAUAUACUUCUAGAGUCUCUGGGCUCCUGGACGUCAUGGAUGAAGUAUCGGCUGGCCGAUUCCAGAAAAAGCUCGUGAGCUCAGCAAGCAUCGAAGAAAAUGCACUUGUUCUGCAGGGACGUGGUACAAUCGAAGAAUGUGAGAACAUUGAAUUCACGGAUGUGCCCAUCGUCAGUCCGAAUGGUGAUGUUCUCGUGAAGAAGUUGACAUUUCAUAUCAAGCCUGGAGACCACCUGCUAAUUGUUGGCCCCAACGGAUGUGGCAAGUCGAGCUUGUUCAGGAUCCUUGGUGGACUGUGGCCCGUGUAUGGUGGGAGUGUCAAAAAGCCCAGUUUUGAAGAUAUAUUUUAUAUUCCCCAGCGACCGUACCUUAGCAGAGGUACUUUGCGAGAUCAAAUUAUCUACCCGGAUUCUCUGUACGAAUUUCGAGCCAAGAACGGCUCAGAAGAGUUUCUAAGAGAAAUCCUCACCAUCCUGGAAAUUGAGUCAAUCAUUGACCGACCCAAUGGAUGGGACGCCAUCGAAGAAUGGAGGGAUGUCUUCUCCGGUGGCCUACAGCAACGCAUUGCCAUGGCCAGACUGUUCUAUCACAAACCGAAAUACGCCAUUCUCGACGAGUGCACAAGCUCGGUUACAUUAGAGAUGGAAAGGACCAUGUAUGAAACAGCCAAAGGCCUGGGCACCACGCUCAUGACUGUGAGCCACCGCAGAAGCUUGUGGAAGUACCACAGUGUGAUACUUCAAUUCGAUGGUCAGGGAGGUUAUGUCUUCAGCGAGCUUGAUGCCGAGCGGAGAAUCAAGCUGGAGGACGAGAAGGAAGAAUUGGAAACAAUGCUGCGUGGUGUGGAGGGCUGGGAAGCUAGACUGAAGGAGUUGGAGAGUUGA